Molecule: messenger RNA, 277 nt
Organism: Paramecium octaurelia
Lineage: Eukaryota; Ciliophora; Oligohymenophorea; Peniculida; Parameciidae
Source: the annotation of a GenBank genome assembly
AUGAAGAAAUUUUUAAUAAUUGGAGCACUCCUCCUUUUGCUAUAAAUAACUUAGGUGAAUGCAAGUAUUAAUGAAGUUUAAACUAGAUUGCAUGUAAUUGGCUCAAGAUUUCAAAUGCACAUACAUGCAUUUAUAAUGCACAGAUAAUCUCAAUGGUGAAUGCUCUUGCGAAGAUGGUUCUACUUGUAGAUGGAAAGAUGGCAUUGGUGAUGAUAAUUGUCCUUGUGGAGGAGCCAAGCCUAGAAGAAGAAGAAGAAGAGUACACGAUGGUCUGUGA